AUGCCUGGCAGAUCGACUACAGAGGCCAUUCAUCUCGUGAGGAGGUUAAUGGAAGAGUAUAGGGCUAGGAAGAAGGACCUUCAUAUGGUGUUUAUUGACCUUGAGAAGGCGUAUGAUAGGGUGCCAAGGGAGGUCUUAUGGAGGUGCCUUGAGGCGAGAGGAGUGCCCAUCGUGUACACUCGCGUGAUCAAGGAUAUGUACGAUGGGGCUAUGACCAAGGUAAGGACUUCCGGGGGCGUCUCAGAUUCCUUCUCGGUAGGGAUGGGGUUGCACCAAGGGUCUGCUCUUAGCCCUUUUUUGUUCGCCUUGGUGAUGGAUGUCCUAACUCAAGGUGUUCAAGACGGGGUCCCAUGGUGCAUGCUUUUCGCGGAUGAUAUUGUGCUUAUCGACGACACACGUGAGGGACUAAACGAUAAGUUGGAAUCAUGGCGCCUUGCCCUUGAGACUAAAGGAUUCAGAAUAAGUAGGAACAAGACUGAAUACAUGGAAUGUCGUUUCAGUGGCCGGGAUACAGAAUCAGAGGUGGAAGUCAAGAUUGACUCUCACCUAGUACCUAAGGUUGGAGUGGCUUGGGCCAAAUGGCGGUUAGCUUCAGGGGUGUUGUGUGAUCCGAAGAUUUCGCCUAGAAUGAAAGGUAAGUUCUAUCGAUCCGUAGUCAGACCUGCUAUGUUAUAUGGGGCAGAGUGUUGGGCGGUUAAGAAGACUCAUGUGCGUCGUCUGCAUGCGGCGGAGAUGCGGAUGUUACGAUGGAUGUGCGGGAAGACUAGGUUGGAUAGAAUUUCGAAUGAGGUUAUCCGACGUCAAGUAGGUAUGGCACCGGUGGAAGACAAGUUGCGGGAAGCGAGGUUGAGGUGGCUUGGCCAUGUGAGACGGCGGGAUGCUGACGCCCCUGUACGGAGAUGCGAGAGGAUUAC
Molecule: messenger RNA, 914 nt
Organism: Cuscuta campestris
Lineage: Eukaryota; Viridiplantae; Streptophyta; Magnoliopsida; Solanales; Convolvulaceae
Source: the annotation of a GenBank genome assembly